AUGAGCGACAACAGGAACAUCGUCCGCCGGAAGCUGACGGGCUACGUUGGCUUUGCCAACCUGCCCAAUCAGUGGCACCGCAAGAGCGUCCGCAAGGGCUUCAACUUCAACGUCAUGGUUGUCGGUGAAUCCGGCCUGGGCAAGUCGACUCUCGUCAACACACUCUUUAACACUUCGCUUUACCCCCCGAAGGAGCGCAAGGAGCCCAGCCUGGACAUCAUCCCGAAGACAGUUACUAUCCAGUCUAUCAGCGCAGAUAUUGAGGAGGCGGGCGUGCGUCUGCGGUUGACCGUGGUUGAUACCCCUGGCUUUGGCGACUUUGUCAACAAUGACGAGUCUUGGCGGCCUAUUGUCGACAACAUUGAGCAGCGGUUCGAUGCUUACCUAGAUGCCGAGAACAAGGUCAACCGCAUGAACAUUGUCGACAACCGCAUCCACGCGUGCGUCUUCUUCAUCCAGCCGACUGGCCACUCCCUGAAGCCCCUGGAUAUCGAGGUCAUGAAGCGCCUGCACACCAAGGUCAACUUGAUCCCAGUCAUCGCCAAGGCUGAUACCCUCACUGAUGAGGAGGUUGCUGCCUUCAAGGCUAGAAUUCUUGCGGACAUCAAGUACCACAAGGUUCAGAUCUUUGAGGGGCCGCGGUACGAGCUCGAUGACGAGGAGACGAUCGCCGAAAACAACGAGAUCAUGUCCAAGGUCCCCUUCGCCGUUGUUGGCGCUAACAACGAGGUCACCAACGCCGACGGGCGCAAGGUCCGCGGCCGUAGCUAUCCUUGGGGUGUCAUCGAAGUGGACAACGAGGAGCACUGCGAUUUUGUCAAGCUCCGCCAGAUGCUCAUCCGCACCCACAUGGAGGAGCUCAAGGAGCACACCAAUAACACCCUCUACGAGAACUACCGGACGGACAAGUUGAUCGCUAUGGGCGUCUCGCAAGACCCGAGCGUUUUCAAGGAGGUCAACCCUGCCGUGAAACAGGAGGAGGAGCGCAACCUUCACGAGCAGAAGCUCGCCAAGAUGGAGGCCGAGAUGAAGAUGGUCUUCCAACAGAAGGUAUCCGAGAAGGAAUCCAAGUUGAAGCUGAGCGAGGAGGAGCUGUACGCCCGCCAUCGGGAGAUGAAGGAGCAGUUGGAGCGCCAACGGCUCGAGCUCGAGGAGAAGAAGUCGAGGAUCGAGAGCGGACGGCCUCUGGAGAAGGAGCCCAAGAGGAAGGGGUUCUCUCUCCGAUAA
Messenger RNA from Chaetomium globosum CBS 148.51, 1227 nucleotides. RefSeq lists its product as uncharacterized. The coding region runs from base 1 to 1227 and encodes 408 amino acids. Gene Ontology annotation, biological process: cytoskeleton-dependent cytokinesis. Gene Ontology annotation, molecular function: GTP binding; molecular adaptor activity; GTPase activity. Gene Ontology annotation, cellular component: cell division site; microtubule cytoskeleton; septin ring. NCBI's taxonomy places the organism in Eukaryota, Fungi, Ascomycota, Sordariomycetes, Sordariales, Chaetomiaceae. The transcript is spliced from 3 exons. The record is from RefSeq and is a predicted model, not a curated record.